AGCAAAUUUAUAUUCCGUUGGUCCUACCCUUAUCAAGCUUCUGCUUAGUUCUAAUUUCUGACCAUUCAUUCUUUAAAUAUAGGUUUCAAGUUGUUAAACAUAAACUACUGGCACCAUAUAUUAGUACAUGCAAUUCAACUCAUUUUAAUCAUAAGCGAGAGAAAGAGAGAUGGGAGACAACAAUGGUCUUCCUCUUUUUGUGACAAAGUCAGCAAAGGGACGCAUCCUUUUCCAAUUGUAUGCAAUUCUGAUUUUUGUGGGUGUGUGCUUCAUCUUUUUAUAUAGACUGAGCCACAUACCAAGAAGAGAAGAAGCUGGAAGAUGGGCUUGGAUUGGAUUGUUUCUCUCAGAACUUUGGUUUUCUUUUUAUUGGUUUCUUACUACGUUUGUCCGAUUGAACCCCAUCUAUCGUUACACUUUCAAAGACCGCCUCUCUCUCAGGUACGAAAAGUUCUUGCCAAGCAUAGACAUAUUUGUAUGCACUGCUGACCCCAUGAUAGAACCACCAGCAAUGAUGAUUAACACAGUCCUAUCAGUCAUGGCUUAUGACUAUCCACCUGAGAAGCUAAGUGUUUAUCUAUCAGAUGAUGGUGGUUCAGUUUUGACAUUUUAUGCUAUGCUAGAGGCCUCACGUUUCUCCAAGAUUUGGCUUCCAUUCUGCAAGAAGUUCAAAGUAGAACCAAGAUCGCCGGAGGCUUAUUUUCGCACAGCAGUUGAGCCACUUGGGGAGCCUGCCAUGGCCAAAGAGUGGACCUCCGUUAAGAAAUUAUAUGAAGACAUGAAAAAGCAGAUCUAAACCACCACAAAGCUAGGUCGAAUUUCAGAAGAAAUUUAUCAAGAACACAAGGGAUUCAAGGAGUGGACAUGGCUUGCAAGUAAACGUGAUCAUCAGACUAUUCUUCAAAUACUUAUUGAUGGAAGAGACCCCAAUGCCAUGGACAUUGAAGGACAACCUUUGCCAACUUUAGUAUACUUAGCACGUGAAAAGAGACCUCAAUACCACCACAAUUUUAAAGCAGGAGCCAUGAAUGCAGUGUUGAGAGUGUCAUCGAAGAUAAGCAACGGUCCUAUAAUUCUUAACGUGGACUGCGACAUGUACUCAAAUAAUUCAGAGUCUGUGAGAGACGUUAUAUGUUUUUUUAUGGAUGAAGAAGAGGGGCACAAAGUUGGUUUCGUACAGUUUCCACAAACCUUCGAGAACAUUACAAAAAAUGAUGUCUACAGUAGUUCCCUUAAUGUAAUAAAUGAGGCAGAGCUUCCUGGACUUGAUGGGAAUGGAGGGCCUUGCUAUAUUGGUAGUGGUUGCUUUCACAGAAGAGAGAUUCUUUGUGGGCAAAAGUAUAGCAAGAAAUGUAAGGUAGAGUGGAAGAGAUUGAACAAUAGAGAGGUAGAAGAGAGCGUUAGUGUACUAGAAGAAACAUGCAAAGUUCUUGCUAGUUGUACCUAUGAAGAAAACACUCAGUGGGGAAAAGAGAUGGGAUUGAAGUAUGGUUGUCCAGUGGAAGACGUCGUAACAGGAUUAGCUAUACAAUGUCGAGGUUGGAGAUCCAUAUAUUUCAAUCCAGAAAGGAAGGGCUUCCUAGGAGUUGCUCCCACAACACUUCUACAGUCACUUGUACAACACAAAAGAUGGUCUGAAGGUGAUUUUCAGAUAUUUGCUUCUAGGUAUUCUCCGUUUGUGAUGGGAUAUAAAAAAAUUCCCCUAAAACUUCAGCUUUCAUACUGUUACUUUUUGCUAUGGGCUGCAAACUGCUUGGCUACGCUGUACUAUGUUGUUGUGCCAUCUUUAUGCCUGCUUAGAGGCAUUUCCUUGUUUCCAGAGAUUUCAAACUCAUGGGUACUACCAUUCGCAUUGGUCAUCUUUGUCCACCGUGCAUACAGCCUGGGAGAAUUUGUUUUCUUUGGGGGCACAUUACAAGGUUGGUGGAAUGAUCAAAGAAUGUGGCUGUAUAAAAGAAUGACUUCCUACUUCUUUGGCUUCCUAGACAACAUCCUAAGACUACUUGGGUUUUCAAAGUCAGCCUUUGUCAUAACAGCAAAGGUGGCUGAUGAUGAUGUGUCACAGAGAUACAAGCAAGAGAUCAUGGAGUUCGGUGCUUCUUCCCCAAUGUUCACCAUUUUAGCAACACUUGCAUUGCUAGACGCAUUUUGUUUCAUUGGAGGAAUGAUGAGGGUGAUUGCGGAUGUGGAAAAUUUGGUUUGGGAACGAUUUACAUUGCAGAUUCUUCUAUGUGGUAUGCUAAUUUUUAUCAACCUCCCUAUUUACCAAGGUCUCUUCCUCAGGAAAGACAAUGGUAGCAUGCCCACCUCACUAACAUACCAGUCAAUAAUGUUUGCUAUAUUGGCUUGUGCAUUAUCCCUGUAUUAAGUUUUAUGUUUGUGCCUAGUAAAACUUCUUCCAGCUAAGAAAUACUUUGACGGAACUAUUUCUAGUUACGAAGGGUUUGCACUAUCAAAGGAAACAGUAGUGUCUGUACUGUCAAGGUUUUUAUUGUAUCCUAUUUAUUGAUCGCUACGGUUCAGAUAAAUAAUCUCAAGCUGGAUAAUAAACAAAAUUUAGAGUCAGGGUAUUUGAUAGAA
Molecule: messenger RNA, 2580 nt
Organism: Quercus lobata
Lineage: Eukaryota; Viridiplantae; Streptophyta; Magnoliopsida; Fagales; Fagaceae
Product: cellulose synthase-like protein E6
Exons: 8
Biological process (GO): cellulose biosynthetic process
Cellular component (GO): membrane
Molecular function (GO): cellulose synthase (UDP-forming) activity
Source: RefSeq, a predicted model, not a curated record